CGACGUGGUCAGCACCUUCCCUAUCUGAAUCAAACCCCGCACUGAAUCACGCGGUGAGUAAACAGCAACCGUACCUUGGGGUAAACCUCGAAUAUUAACAAGCCAGGCGAUCUCGUAGCUAGUUAAUUGAAUAAAAGGUUUGUUUUUUAGAGGAAUAUAUUAUUCCAGAGUGAGUGCGAAGAGAUAAAAAUCACCAGUACGUAACGUCCACACGAUCCUUGCUUUAUUGUAAGGGGGGUAGCAUGAUCGUGGGCGAGCUCUAAGCACGAUGAUAUCAUGAUGUUGUCAAAGUUGCACUAAUCAUUGGUUAGGUUCCGGGCUACGACCGUACGUCAUGCUGCGUACGGGCAGUUUGGCAACGGCUCCAAAACCCUGAAUUAUAUGCUUAUAUACAUUAGCAUCAUGGGUUUUGAGGCUCGAAAAGCUAUACAAUAAAGAUGCGCCGGCAUCACUUGCCCAUAUAAGGGACACUGGCGAAUGGCACGGAAGCCAGCAGUCUCACGAGUAACCUCAUCCAAAUCCCACCAAGGUCCAGCAAUCCCCGUGUUAGAAGCCGCCGUGAGGCCAUAAGCACUACUUAUGAGGGUUGGAACCGGUUAUGUCAUGAAUCAUCGACUCACAAAAGUGCUCGAGUAUAUACAUUCCCCAUUAUCAACUUACCAAUCUCAUCCGAUCUAAAAUCUCUCGUCCACCCUCCAUCAAGAAACCGCACUAUCUACAUACGCUUGUCUCACUAUCAUGUGACACAUGCACUUACUGAGCUCCUCCAUCUGACACAGCAUCAAACAACUAUGUGUCUCCCCAUCGGCCCUCGCUCAAGCUUCCACGAUGAUAUGAUUAUGCGGCCUCGUCCGUUCCUCGGCACGCGACCAGCCGUCUACCCGCGGUCAACUUUGCCCCGGCGGUCUAUGAAUGCUGGUAUGGGAUCAAGUGUUCUGGGAGGACCGAGGUUUGGUGCACGAGGGUAUAGAAGAGUUGGGGGUAUGGGGGGCAUGUACCCGAUGGACGGCAUGGGCAUGGGCGGCAUGGGGAUGGGGAUGGGAGGUCUAGGUGGUAUGGGCAUGGGUGGGGGCCUGGGUGGUAUGGGCAUGGGUGGGGGCCUGGGUGGUAUGGGUUAUGGCGGGGGCUAUGGGGGAGGGUUUGGAGAUUGUGGAGGCAUGGGAGGUAUGGGAGGUAUGGGAGGUAUGGGAGGUAUGCGAGGUAUGGGAGGUAUGCGAGGUAUGGGAGGUAUGGGGGGUAUGGGAGGUAUGGGAGGUAUGGGAGGUAUGGGCGGUAAUUGCUGA
Molecule: messenger RNA, 1283 nt
Organism: Pseudogymnoascus destructans
Lineage: Eukaryota; Fungi; Ascomycota; Leotiomycetes; Thelebolales; Thelebolaceae
Exons: 1
Coding region: 792-1283 (163 amino acids)
Source: RefSeq, a predicted model, not a curated record